AUGGAUAAACAGAAAAAGACCAAUGUGGUGAAAGAAAAUCCUUGGCUUAAACAUAGGCACAGUCUGAUUCACAUUUCUAAUGUUGUAAAGAAUGAAAACAUACAAGAAAAUAGAAACGGGAAUGGAAGUGAAAUCGAAAAAUAUGAGGACAAAUCGAAUGAACAAAUUUAUGGCUCUUUGCCAACUCCAGAUUUGGAAAAAAUCAACAUUCGAGACUUCGAUCAGUACAUUCAUUACAUUACAAAGAUUAACACAUUGAAUGAUGUAAAUAUUCAUAACGUAGAUGAAAUUAAUCUAGACCAUUUUGAAAAUGUUUUGAAGAAUCCCUCCAAGUAUAUAGAAAUAAGAAAAUGUACUGAAAAUUUUUCUCAAAGGGGAGCCACCAAUUGGGACAACUUGGACACGAUAAAUCAUCUAUCGAGCUGUGACCAUUUUGAAUCACAAUGGAAAAAGGACUACGACUCUUUCUUCAGCGAUGAUUCCAAAUGUAACAUGUCUACUCUUGUGCAGGAGCAGAAAGUGCUGAUCGAAAACCUAGACACAAUCGACAGAAGCAUAAACGUACUGAUAUCCAAGGAUUUUCAGAAUUAUCUGCAUAUAAUAACUGUAAUGAAGAAUAUUAGAAAUGAAAUUGAAAGUACACACGAUGAAAUAAAGUCAUUAAAGACACACGUGAAUGAUAUAAAAGGAAUGUUAUUAAAAAAUAUUCAUUUAAAAAAACACAAUGACUUGAAGAAAAAAUGCAUAAAAGUGAAUUAUGUUCUUAAAAAAUUCAUGUAUUUUCAGACUCUACUGAAAGUGUUAAAAAAAAGUUUGCAAAAAAAUAAAAUUUAUCAUUGUCUAGCUGUAGUAAACAAAAUAUUUAAAAUUUAUAAUUUUUUUAGAAAAUUUUUUUUUUUUCAAUAUUUUCAAAAAUAUUUUUCUAAUUUUAACAUAUUAUACUUGAAAAACUUUAUAUCUCAGAAUUUCCUUUUUUCAUUUUUUUAUUACACUUUGUUAUUUCUCUUUCGAUCUAAGAGAAGAAAAGGUCAUCUUUAUUCAGUUCAUAAGUUGAAUAAAUGUCUUCGCCACUACCUUGUGCGUCCCAAUGAUUGGAAUCACCUGCAGGGAAGUAACAGAUCCUUAGAAGAUGAGGCAAUUCACAGGAGCAACAAAACCCGUUGUGGAUUUGCAACAACACGAGAGAGUAACAUUUACAUGAGUUAUUUUAACUCCAAUUUUGACCAUACGCUACCUAAGAAUAGAAAAUCAUGCGACUAUGCAAGCAAAGACACAAAUAUUCAUAAAUCAGAAAAUCAAAGGGAGAAAAAAAAAAUAAAGAACUUUGUAAAAUUUCACAAAUUGAUGAACAAAGAGUUUAUGCGCCUUUUGUACAGGGAAAAAAAAAAAAUUAUCAAGUACAAGAAAAGAAAAAAUGAUGUAAAAUUUUUUGUUAAGCAAUGGAAUUACACAUCGAACACAUAUUUUUGUAAAAAAAGAAACAAAAAAUUCAAGAUGGAUGAACAAAUUUCCCAAUUAAACAAAAUUUUCACGCCGUCUCUACUUUUUAACAACUUCUUUGAUUCAUUGAAACGUUUUUGUCGUAAUCAAAAUUAUUUCAUUCCCUUCGUUGAUAACUUAUUCUAUCAGUCUCUAAGUGAAUCCAUUUUGCUUAUGCAAUGUGACCAGAUUUGUCACAUUCCUGAAGAGACCUCCUUUGGAGAAGUAAAAGGAAAUAAACCCGAUGGAUCUUCUACCAUAGAGGGAGAAAAUUUUAAGCCAGAGGGAUCUCCUACCAUAGAGGGAGAAAAUUUUAAACUAGACAGAAGUAACAUCCACAUGGAAAACAUGUUAGAUAAACAUGGAACCCAAAAUGAAUUGAAAUAUUCAGAAUGGAACAAAGAUAUUCAAAGUGCAUGCAAAAAUCGAAUGAGAUUAGGAAAAGAGAAAAAAAAUAAGAAUCAGUGUUAUGAACGUGGAAAAAUUCACACAUUAUAUUUACUAUCAGAAAAGAAAGGUAACACGAAUAGGCAUAGUAACAAAAUAAUAAAUAGCAUUUGCGAAUAUCUAGUUAUAAAAAAAUGCAAAAGAAAAAAAAAUUUUGAAUUUCAUGAAAAGGAGACAAUAAACAUGUUGCACAGACAUAUAGGUCUGUUCCCUACUGUAAAUUUAAUGCAUUUUUUAAAUAAAUUUUUCAGUAAAAUAAAAAUAGUUUACAGUAAUAUAAACAAAUGGACUUCAUUUUUAAUAAGAAAAACAAUUACAGUAAUUUUGGAUGAUGCUUAUAUGAAUACUUUUAAGAUACAUAUCCCGUUUCUUAUAUCUCAUGGUAGCUAUUUUCAACUUGUUAAGAAAAAAAAAUUCUUGAAUAUGAUGAAACAUGUAUUUAUAAAGUAUUGGAAAAAUUACCAAAAUAUACAAUACUUCCUUUUUAAUAAAUUCUUAGAAAAAUUAAAUGACAUAUUAAAUGAAAGGAAAAAAUAUAAUCUACAUUUAGGAAUUAAUCAAAUGAUUUCUAUGCAUCGGACUAUUCUUCCCAUCUUUUUAUUCAUCCAUAGGAAAAGAUAUCAAUUAAGAAAGAUCUAUUUGCACAUUUUUCUUUUAUCCAUCUUCAGCUUGUUAAGAAAUAAAAGGCAAGCCAAACAUGCACACAAACUGAUUUCCUUAUCUCAUAAGAAUCCUACAAAUGUAAGCCGACUAUACAAACAACCCAUUCGAAAUAAUUUAGUUAAAAAAAGCUUCAACGUAAGAAUAUGUCUAACCAAGAACUUCCUUACUUUAAUCAAAAAAGUAACCUUACUUAACUGCAUAUCCAAACGAAGGAACGAACAGAAAAUGAGGAUUAGAAAAAAUGCUUUGGUUUCUCUUUACCUAUGGAAUAAAACGAAACACCAAACAUGUGAAACUCACAUUGGGGAAGAUAAUCUAAUCAUGGAAAGAUCAAAUGACGAGACAAAUAAAAUAGAUAACCAAUUCGACAAGCACACAGGAAAGAAUUUACCAGUAGAAGAAGACCCCUUGAGAGAAUAUCACCAGAGGUAUUUACCGUCUACACCAUAUAAAAACCUUUGUGUGACAAAUUCAUUGCUCAUUUCGAAUCAGCUGUUUUAUUUGUCAGUGAAAAGGAGAAAAUUAUUAUUAAGACUAGAAAAAAAAAAAAAAAAAAAAAAACAGCAAGAUAUGGUCAAUUUUAUUAAAAUAAUAAAAAGGAAGACAAUGUUAAAAAAAAAUUUCAAAUUCAUGCAUAUUCCUGAUGAAAAGAAAUAUUAUAAUAAGAUCACAAAAUAUAUAAAAAGUGAAUCCAUUAUUGCUAUAAAUAAUUUUUACGAAUUUAAAAAUAUACAAAUGCAUAAAUCAUUGGAAUUAGAAAAAUGGAACAUACUUGAUGAUAUACCAUAUGAAGUAAACACACAGUUAGAAAAAUAUUUCAAAAUAAAAAAUAAAGAUACAAAUAAAUUAUUAAUUAAUAAUAAAUUAUAUUACUUAACUAAUAGUAGUAUAUCAUUUCUAUGUAUCCUAUUUCAGUACGUUCAUUUUAUGUUAUCAUUGCCUUUAAUAUCAAAUGAAAUUGUUACAAAAGUUCUCAAUUUUUAUGACAAACAAUUUUUUACAAAUAUUCAUCAUUUUAUUAUUAAUGGACAUGCAGUUACUAAUAGUACUCUUAAGAGCAUCACAAUAAAAAUACUAGCACUCGUCAUUAACACAGUGGAUUUUACAGAGUCUAUUUUAAUUCAAAUAUAUUCCAUUUGGUACAAGCUCGGGGAGUUUUUCCACAGGGAAAGGAAAAUAAUCUCCACUGGAAAUAGCACAAAUACAGGAGUAGUAACAAAUGUGAUUACAGAUACAAACACAUCAAUGCACAAUGGAAUGAAAAGCAGAGAUAUCAAACUGAGUCAGUGUGUGCAGAAUAUUAAUUCUCAAUGUAUUGAUAAGGAUUCAUUUCGGACACCCAACGGGAUGAUUAUCCAAAUUUUGGGAGAUGUUAAAACGGACUCAUGUGGCAAUAAAAUUUUAACAACUAUUUUUCCUGAAACUGAACAAAAAACGCAUAAUCCGUUUGACACUUCCUCUAGAGAUAAAAAUUGUAAAAGUGAAAAAAAAAAUACUGGUAAGGGAGAAAAAAACAGCAUUUAUAGAAACAACGUGAACUCUAUAAAUCAUAGCGAAAUAAUGAUUCCCAUAAAAAUAAGUGAAAAACAUAUUUCUACAGAAAUGUUACAAGAUGUGAAAUCCCAUGAGGUAAGUAGCGUAUUUGUAGGAUAUAAAAAAUGCAUAACACAUUUCUCCAAGCUUCACCGGUAUUAUAUUCCUCAUGAUAUUAAAUUGUUCAGACAAGAAUGGCAAAACGCUAGUGCAAACUUUAAGCGUGUGUUAGAUAAGUCAUUCCUUCUGAGAAAAAAAUUAUCUCAAAAAAUAGUAGACAUUUUAUCUACUCGAUUUGAUUAUUACACGAACAUUUGGCUAGCUUCAGACAACAUGAUAAAGAAUCAAAUUGUGAAUUCCCUGAACUAUGAGUGUGAUAUAUUGCCAUAUGGGAUGCAACUUCGCUCUACAUGCAAGCUGCUGACAACCUAUCUGCCCGAGGAAGAUACAAAAAGCAUCUAUCGAGAACUGUUCCAAGAUAUAGUAAACAGAUUUAGCUUAAGAAUUAAUGUACUAAAGGGAAACGACAAAUAUAAACAAGUUAUUACAAGACUACUACAAGAUCAUUUAACAGAAAAAUCCGAAAUAGAUCAACUAAUUUUGCAUUAUUACAACUAUGAGUUUAAGGCAAAAAUAACUCACAUUAUUAACAAAAAUGUAGGCGAUAAAAUAAUAAUAGACAUAACCAACGUUUUAAUUAUUUUGUAUAAAAUCCCUUUUUUAUGUGAAAUUAUUGAAACAUUUUUAAAUGAUUUUUUACAAAUUUGUAAAUCCCAUUGGUACGUAACUAUAGACCCAUUUGUAAUUCUAAGUAAAAAAUGUAAAAAAUAG
Messenger RNA from Plasmodium gonderi, 4953 nucleotides. RefSeq lists its product as hypothetical. Gene Ontology annotation, biological process: retrograde transport, endosome to Golgi. The coding region runs from base 1 to 4953 and encodes 1650 amino acids. The transcript has 4 exons. NCBI's taxonomy places the organism in Eukaryota, Apicomplexa, Aconoidasida, Haemosporida, Plasmodiidae. The record is from RefSeq and is a predicted model, not a curated record.